Chinchilla lanigera (long-tailed chinchilla) is the source of this 547-nucleotide messenger RNA. Its product is annotated as keratin-associated protein 8-1. The record is from RefSeq and is a predicted model, not a curated record. The transcript has a single exon. The coding region runs from base 29 to 220 and encodes 63 amino acids. NCBI's taxonomy places the organism in Eukaryota, Metazoa, Chordata, Mammalia, Rodentia, Chinchillidae.
GCUACCUAAGCACUCCACUCCCAACACCAUGUACUUCAACAACUUCUCUGAUGCUGCCUUCCCCGGAUGCUACUGGGGCAGCUACGGCUACCCUCUGGGGUACAGCGUUGGUUGUGGCUAUGGCAGUACCUAUUCCCCAGUAGGCUAUGGCUUGGGCUAUGGCUAUAAUGGAUCUGGGAUUUACAACUACAGACGCUACUGGCCAUUUGCUCUCUACUGAUUUCCUGAAGUCCCUUAGGCAUAGAAUCUUCUUUCCUCUGAAGAUGGAGUGGCACAUCUCGAGGUUCCUGCUCUACCUACCUCUUUCAUGCUCAUUUGCUCACCGACCUCCAAGUGGCUGCUUUCCAGACCCAGCAUCAGAAUUCCAAAGAGGAAACUGAAAGAUCCGAUGAUGCCUCAAGACGACUUCCUGAUGUUUGCUGGGACAGUUUCAGAAUCUUGACAACCAUCCCGACAAGUAUUACUUUUGAGAUACACUCAUGCUUCUUGUCUUGAAGAAGUUGUGGAUGUGUCUCUCAAAUUCUCAAUAAAUUUGUUUCAGCUUGCA